UGAAGUAAUGCCCCUGGCAGAGGCCAGAGACGCAGGGGAAGACCGCCUCCUACCUAUAAAAGGCAGGGACGAUCUUCAGCUGGGUCGAAAUCCUCCCGGCCUGAGGUCAAUCCCUCGAUCCUAUUUUGACUAUAUGAUAUUUUCUAUUUGAGACUAAUGAAUCUUUAUUAAUAUAGUCCAUUUAUUCGGACCACAUCGAAACUACCGAUGGAGUCUCGGCAUGGCCAAGCCGAGGACUCACAUUGGUAGCAGCGAGUGGUUUCUGUGGCUAUUCCACAAACGGCAGGUUGAGCUGUGGCGCCUUAGCUCCCUGCCAGUCUCCGUUGAGACAAAACGUUUCGCUUUUGACCGGCGAUCCGUCUAAAAUGAUAAAAACUCGUCCCAUUCGGAGACCAACAUCAGAAGAGCCGCAGGACUACUCAGAUCCACCGACCUACGACGUCCGACAACGUCAAUCGAUGUCAGGUUCGAAUCUAUCCCUAACGAUGCAUUUUCAAGAAAUCUGUCGACGUGCAUCCGACAGUUGGCGAUGUUCCAAUUCCGCCAUUCAACCGAUGAAGCAGCCAAGCGUCAGCAGCCGACGCAGAGAGAGAAGUCCGUCGCAGCGAGGCGACCGGCCGACGAGGCAAGCUCCGCGUAAAAAGCUCACGCGGAGGCGUUGCGGUAAGCUGUGCCCAAGGUCGACAGUUUGAAGAGGUUAUCCCGCGAGACAUCUUUUAGAAGGACUUGUUGAUAAGUCAAUUACCGCGGAAGAGCGCUAGUUCCUCCGAGCAUCGUGGAGAUGAAAACAGGCGACGGCCUGAAACAAAGGGAUUUUAAUCGAGGACGUCCGGAAGUUCAAGGUUCAGAUCGUUGCGAAACACAGGACCUCAGGCAGCGUGUGUUGACACGCGAGAGCGGCAGAUGCCGCAGUACAAGUGCAACGAUCGUUUGCAGGCUGCAGGGAGACAAAGAAGACGACCGAACGGCUGCGGUUUCCUGAGGACAAAGGCUCCGGCGACGGAAACAAAGAAGAAGGGACGAAGUUUACCGUCCACAGUCCAGAAGGACCGAGAAAGGACAUGGCCAACGUACGUCGAAAACAAAAAGGACGCAUCUGUGAGGAACCAGAGGAAGAAAGAACAAAGAACGGUUCGUUACAGUCUCUGGAAGUGAACUUUGUUUGCAGAAACAAAGGAUGUUUUGGUUUUUCUGUGCCUACAGAAAGAUGCUGAGCCGGCGACCGCCUCCUGAUCUACAGUUUCAUCGAGUUCAGGACAUGUGA
Messenger RNA from Caenorhabditis auriculariae, 1264 nucleotides. The record is from the annotation of a GenBank genome assembly. NCBI's taxonomy places the organism in Eukaryota, Metazoa, Nematoda, Chromadorea, Rhabditida, Rhabditidae.